AUGUCCGACUCAGAGGAGGGACGAUGCUCAUGUCUUCGGAAGCGGAUGUCGUCUGUUCGUCCAAGCCCAAAGGGCAGUGAUGAAGCGGAAGAGAUCGUCAGAAUUCCAUCCACUUCCACUUUUCAGACAUCACCAUCUUCCAGCUCGAGGGACCUUGCAAGACCUGGUGAUGAAUCCGAAGAUGACGAAGACGAGAAGAUGGACCACACGGGCAGCCAUUUUGUGAUGCUGGAGCGGAACAAGUUCCGCAAGGUGUGGACCGGCAUUGUAACGGUGCUGCUGAUGUACAUAGGAACAUGGUUCCUUUUCCAGCUCACCUUUAUAGACUUGCACAAGCCGGAACCCAUGCAGGUUGCAGACUUUUUGGGCAUGGAUCCUCAAGCUUGGCAGGUGUGGUCGGCCUUUGUGGAUGGACUGUUUUGGUUCGAUUCCUUUAUUUAUUUUUUCUUCAGCUACACUGACGACAAGGGGCGAGAGGUUGAUUGUUGGCCUCAAAUAGCAAAACGCUACGCAUGUGGAAGCUUCGUGAUCAACGUUAUUGCAAGCCUUCCAGAACAGGCAGCCGGGGAGAUGAUGAAGAGUUUGAUUGGCGGAGAUGGAACAAGUGAUACCAACGCACAUCAGGCCGCAAGGACAAUGCGUUUGCAGCGGGCCUCUCGACUCUUUCGACUUGCCAGAAUAGGGCGGCUUGCCAAAUUGACAGCCAUGAAAAAGAGUCCGCUGUGGAAGUGGCUGCAGACGUUGCGCGGAGUACGCAUCAUCAACGUUUUGGUCGGUCUCUUCUUCAGCGUUCACCUUCUUGCAUGCGGCUGGUACAUGUGUGCAUCCCUGCAUGCGAACGUUCAGGACACCUGGUUAGCAAGAAGAUAUGUGGAUUCCUUGGGUGAGCGGAACUUGCUUGACGAGAGUGAUCCCGGCUUGCAAUGGCUGCAUGCAAUGUACUUUAUACUCACCGUCUUCACGACUGUAGGCUUUGGCGACAUUGCUGCUGUGACCCCAGGUGAGAUUCUAUACGUUGUCCUGACUUUUUUGAUUGGAGCCGUGGUCCACAGUAUCAUCAUUGGAGAGGUGAUCAGUGCAGUGACACGUGUGGAUGAACGCGGCCAAUUCAUCUCGGAGCAGCGUGGACUCAUGGAGAAGUUUGCUUCCCACACAGAACUGGGUGACGACUGUAUUGGAGAGCUGCAGAAUUGGGUUACUAGCGAGGCAACAAAGUGGAUGACACAGAAGUAUGACAAAGAAGGUGUGCGAGCGCUUCUCACAGGGAGGCACAUGUACCGUACCUUGGAGGGCAUGAUUCCACCCUUGCUCUUCAAGGGUCACUUCCUUUCAAAUCGGUUUUUCUCUGCUCUACCUACGAAAAGGAUAGAUGAGCUGCCUCCUCGUUUGCCAAUGCUUUUAGCAUUGAACUCGCACCGGCAAUACUUCUUGAAGCAGGAGCAAAUCUAUCAAUGCCAAGACUUCUCAAAUCAUAUCUUCCUCGUCGCCAGCGGCGUUUUUGCAUACAUUGGAGUGCCAAAAGAGACAGGUGGUGAAGAUGUGAACACAAUAAGCGCUGGUAUGGGCAGAUGGUUAGCAGCUGUUCGAGUCACAGUAGGCGAGCAGACACAGACCAACACCUAUCCAUACCAGCUGUUCUGUCGAGAUAGCUACUUUGGCGAGUAUGGUGUCCUCUUUAAUCAACCACGUGAAGCAACUGCUCGCUGCGAGGCGCGCGGUAGUUGCAUUGUGGUUCCAAAGGCAGAGAUGGAACGGUCAACGGUUGACUUCCCAGAGUUCUCGCGCCUUUGGAAUUCUGUCGCUGCAAGUAGAGAGAAGAUGCGAAUUUCCAUGAGGAAGAGGUUGACUUGUGGUCGCAGCUACAAACAUUUGGCAGCACUUUGCAUACAACGAAUUUGGCGUCGGCUACAUCCUCCAGUCAAUGUGCUGGCCAAAGACGGGGAUGAUGACAAUCAUGAACCGCCAACAACAACCAUCACACCGCUCGGACCUCCAGGACAGAUGUUCAGGAGAGUAUCGACUGCGGUCUUGCACAUGGAGAGGGUGUCGAGCAAGGACUUCAGCAUUCCAGGUGCUUCCGCAACUCUUACUCGCAGUUUGAGCUUCUCAGGCGUGGAAGGGAUCUCGUUCCGCGAGAC
Messenger RNA from Cladocopium goreaui, 2138 nucleotides. The record is from the annotation of a GenBank genome assembly. NCBI's taxonomy places the organism in Eukaryota, Dinophyceae, Suessiales, Symbiodiniaceae.